GCCGCCUCAGGUGCUGCGGGGGGGCGGCUCCCGCCACGCGAGCAGCGGCCGCGGGUCCCAUACGGCUUGGUUUCGGUUCGUUUCGGUUCUGUUCGGUUCGGUUCGGCUCGGCUCGGCCGCUCCUCUGCCUCAGGGGAGGAGGACAAAAGGCAGCAAAUUAAACAAGUUCUGCACAGCUGGGGCAUCCUGAAUGGUUCUGGCUUACAGAUGGCUUCAGUAACAGAUGCCAGAUACAGGCAGAAAGAUACUUCAGAUCAAAAUUUUGAUUACAUGUUCAAACUCCUGAUCAUUGGCAACAGCAGCGUGGGUAAAACAUCCUUCCUCUUCAGAUAUGCUGAUGACACUUUCACACAAGCCUUCGUUAGCACAGUAGGAAUUGACUUCAAAGUGAAAACAGUUUAUAGGAAUGACAAGCGGGUGAAACUGCAGAUUUGGGAUACAGCUGGACAAGAAAGAUACAGGACCAUCACUACAGCUUACUACCGAGGAGCCAUGGGCUUCAUCCUCAUGUAUGAUAUCACCAGUGAAGACUCUUUCAAUGCAGUGCAGGACUGGGCCACUCAAAUCAAGACAUACUCCUGGGACAAUGCACAAGUGAUCCUGGUUGGAAACAAAUGUGACAUGGAGGAUGAAAGAAUUGUUCCUGUGGAGAAGGGAAAACAUCUGGCAGAUCAACUAGGUUUUGACUAUUUUGAAGCUAGUGCCAAAGAAAACAUCAACGUAAGGCAGGUGUUUGAGCGUCUUGUGGAUAUAAUCUGUGAAAAGAUGUCAGAGAGUAUAGAAUCAGACUCUUCCAGGGGCACUUCUGGAAGGAGCAUGCGACUGACAGACAACCCACCCCCUUCCCAGCAGAACUGCUCCUGCUAGUGAGCUUUCUUCCUGAGAAAUGUCAUCCUCUUUUCCUGGCUAAACUUUAUAUUUUCGUUUGUGGUGGUGUUUUAUCAUGUAGUCCAAAGGCAGAAGUCUCAGUUGUAGGAAAUUGGUAUGUUUGUUUAAUGUGCUGAAGUGUUAAUAAUAUAUAUUUCCUCAUCCAUUAAUUAUAAAAAGAAAAUCCUACUAAAUAUUGUAAGUGCACCUAGUGUUCAUGUGAGUUCCACUGAAGAAAAGCAAUUAUAUAGUGUUGCAAAUGUUAUUUCCACAGAAAAUGUUGCAUUUUUAAUUUUAAGUUCCACUACUGCAGAAAGGUUUUUUGGUGAAGAACAUCAGGAAACACAAAAAAAAAACCAUCAGAAGGGACCAGGCCUAAAAGAAAAUGGGGUAAAAAAAAAAUAAUUCUUAAAAUGCAAGAAUAUUCUGGGUUUUUUUACAUUUAAAAAGAAAAUAAUCAUCUGUCCCCAGAUAGGUUGAGUCAUUGCUGUCCUCUAGACAUGAGCCUCAGCUUUGCUGUACGAUGGAGCAGAGAGAGCAAAGAAUUUCUGUCUGGCAGUUUGAGCAGAGAGCCAAGAGCACAGGAGGGAUCCAGACUGCCAGGUAGGAGAGGAGGCUGUGCAGCCAAAACUUUGUUUCCCUCUGCUCUUGGCUGAUGCUGGGCAAAGGAGCAGGAGCCCUUCCAGGGGCUUCCCCUUCCCUGCAACCUUCUCCAGUGUCACCAGGAAGGGCUCGCAGGGUGCUGGGGGUGUUGUUGUUGUGCUCAGCUUCUUGUUGCUGUCCCUAAUAAUUAAUUUCUAGAAGCCCAAGAACUGCCUAUCCUGCAGCUUUCCCACUGUGUCCCUGCAGAUUUACCCCUGCGGGUUUGGAUCUGCUCUGGUCAGCUUCUUCUUGAUGGGUUUGUGGCAGGAUGAUGGGAAGGAGGAGUUGGCUGCUGCUUAGUUGGAGGCCAAAUCUGGCCUGUGGGUCUUAAAGAUAAAAAUAUCAGGAAAGAUUGCCUCAGAAAGAUAAAAAUAUCAGGAGCCAAAAUGUGAGUGUUGGGAAGUAUUAGUGCCAAUAUCAUUGGAUUUUCAUUCUGCACUGUAUUGUUGAUUUAUUUUAAUUUUGUGCCAGUGUGUGUGGGGGUAGGUUUUUUUUCUGGGUUCAGAUUCAACUACAAAGCAUAACUUAAAAAAGAGGAAGAUUGAUAAGUAAAACAUAACAGAAAAUGAAAAAUGGCAAAAAGGUGUCCUGUUAAAGAGUUAUUCCGUGGGCAUCUUGUUGCAUCAUUCUUUGAGGGGAGGAACGAUUUUUAACACCUAACAUGUAAAAUAUUCUUGUAUUUCCAGCAUCUCUAAAAUUACAAAACCACAUUGUUUUGUAAUUACAAAACCACCUCUGUGUGUGUGUUACCCACGUGCAGAGCUUGUGUUUUUCUGAAAGAUACAGAGCAGUUCCUUGGGCCAGCCUGUGGAAUUUGGUACCCCCUAUGGCUCUGUUGUGAUCGUGCACUUGUUGACUGCAAAGUGUGUCUGUAAAUGUAAAUUAGGUGGAUACAGAGAGAAGUUUGCUGUCUGAAGGUGAAAAAUCUGAAGUGUUUUAUGGCUUUGUGUCCCCCUGACUGAGGAGGCUUUCUGAUGUCAGACCCUGGAGUCAGGUAUUUGCCCACUGGGCUGUGUUGGAUCAUGGCACUAAUCAAUGCUUUUGUAAUUUUGUUCUGCUGUGUCUCAAAGUGUAAUAGUUCUAAGUAAAAAAAAAAAAACAACAAAAAAAGCACAGUAUUCUGGAGAGAAAUACAACUACGUUGAUGUAGUUUAAACCCAUUGUGCUAAAGGCUGGAUCCCUUCUUUUGUUUGUGUGUUGCUUCCCGAAAUCUCUGCUGUGACCUGUUUGGAGCGUGUGUGAUCCAGUAGCAAAAGUGCAAUUUGUGUGGCACUAGAAAUGUGGUUGUUGUAUCUCAGCCCCCUGAAAACACAAAAUAAAAGUUGGUCACCUGGUGUGGCCUGGCCAG
Molecule: messenger RNA, 2857 nt
Organism: Calypte anna (Anna's hummingbird)
Lineage: Eukaryota; Metazoa; Chordata; Aves; Apodiformes; Trochilidae
Gene: RAB3B
Product: RAB3B, member RAS oncogene family
Exons: 6
Coding region: 208-867 (219 amino acids)
Biological process (GO): regulation of exocytosis; protein localization to plasma membrane; protein secretion
Cellular component (GO): plasma membrane; endosome; synaptic vesicle
Molecular function (GO): GTPase activity; GTP binding
Source: RefSeq, a predicted model, not a curated record